AAAAUUGCAGUUCUGAGCAGCAAGGGUCAGUGGCUCACAAGCAGCAAGGAGAACCCCACAGAGUUUGAUGAGAAAUUGGGGACACCCCAAGGACUCUGGACUGGUGAAGAGGUGAAGUGAACAUCCUGCAGAGCCGGGCUGGAGACACCAAUCUGCCAAUGAGGCAGCAUGUGAGACGGGAAUGAGAGACAGAGUGGAAGAAACGAAGCCCGAAGGAUGGCUAACCCGGUGCCGUCAGCCUGCUGCGUGGUGCUUGCCGCGGUGGUGGUGGUGUACGCUCAGAGACACAGCCAGCAGGACAGCCACAUCCAGUAUGAGCGGGUAGGCGCAGAUGUGACCAUGAAGUGUGGGUCCAUGGACUGGGACGCAGCUGUGACCUGGACGGCCAACGGCACCGAUAUCGAUGAUUCCCGCCUGAACGGGUCGUACCUGGUCCUGAGGAACGUCGACCUCAUGCAGAGCGGCCAGUACUCCUGCUACGAAGGCUCCUCCUGGCACCUCAAAUACCAGACCUACCUGAGGGUGGGAACCCCCCCGAAGGAGCCAGUGCUGAUGUGCCGGUCCAACAACUACCCAAAGGGUUUCUACUGCAGCUGGCACUUGCCCAGUCCCACCUACAUCCCCAACUCCUUCAACAUCUCCGUCAUACAUGGCACGAGAGAGAUGGUCUGCGAGAAGGACAUCUUUCCCAAAAACAGGUGUCACAUCAGAUACCUCCAGCUCUUCUCAACGGUGAAGUACAAGGUGACUUUGACAGUCACGAAUGCUCUGGGCAAAAACUCCACCACUCUCACCUUUGACGAGUUCACCAUAGUGAAGCCGGACCCCCCGGAGAACGUGGUGGCCAAGCCAGUGCCCAACAACCCCCGGAGGCUGGAGGUGGCGUGGCAAAACCCCUCUUCCUGGCCCGACCCUGAGUCCUUCCCGCUGAAGUUUUUCCUGCGGUAUCGGCCCCUCAUCCUGGACCAGUGGCAACACGUAGAGCUGUCGGACGGGACAUCACACACCAUCACAGACGCCUACGCUGGCAAGGAGUACAUCAUCCAGGUGGCAGCCAAAGACAACGACAUCGGCACAUGGAGUGACUGGAGUGUGGCGGUCCACGCCACCCCCUGGAUGGAGGAGCCCAAGCACCUCACCACCGAAGCCCAGGUCACAGAGACGACGAGCACCAGCACCUCCUCUUUCAUGCCGCCCCCCACCACCAAGAUCUGCGACAAGGGGGCCGUGGUGGGCAGCGGGGCCGUGGCAGUGUGUUGGACAGCUGGACUGGUCUUGGCUGCCUAUGGUGUUCUCUUUAUUUAAUCCCUGUCCAUCGCCGCCCAGCAGAGACAACAUCCCACCGCCCGCCACCGCCACCACCACCACC
This is a messenger RNA of Dromaius novaehollandiae (emu), 1369 nucleotides long. Its product is annotated as ciliary neurotrophic factor receptor subunit alpha. The transcript is spliced from 10 exons. Gene Ontology annotation, cellular component: CNTFR-CLCF1 complex; membrane; external side of plasma membrane. Gene Ontology annotation, molecular function: cytokine binding; ciliary neurotrophic factor receptor activity. Bases 217 to 1305 code for a protein of 362 amino acids. NCBI's taxonomy places the organism in Eukaryota, Metazoa, Chordata, Aves, Casuariiformes, Dromaiidae. The record is from RefSeq and is a predicted model, not a curated record. Gene Ontology annotation, biological process: ciliary neurotrophic factor-mediated signaling pathway.